AUGACCAUGGGAGGCCCUCGCAGUGCUUUUCCCACCUCUUCCAGCUCCACCAUGCACUCCACUACUUCAGCCACCGACCAGACCUCUGCUCACACCGGCAUCGCCGCUCCAGACGAAGGUGUAAGUAGCAGAGUGGUGGCAGAGAUGCUUGGCGCUGAGGGCGGGACUGGCAACAGUGGGAGUGCUGGUGGCGGCAGGGCUGGCGGCGAGAAAGGAGGAGGGGCCGGAUCCCUAGGAGGAGGAGGAGGAGGAGGAGGAAGAGGGGGGGCAUCCCAGGAGGCCCAGCAGCACCACCAGAUGACCCCCUCCAAACGGCGGACGGUGCUGAACAUCUCGCCUCCGCCCGAGGACCUGUUUGACGACAGCUGCAUGUCCUGCCAGGAGGAUCAGCUCCAGGACUCAGAGCAGAGCAACAGCAUCUGGAUGGAUGACUCCGCCUCCAACUUCAGCAUCGUCAGCUCCAGCUCCUACAACGACAACACAGAGGUGCCCCGGAAGUCCCGCAAGCGCACCCCCCGCCAGCGACCCGGCCCCAAGCCUGCCUCGACCGAGGAGGCCAGCAUGGACGUGUUUGAUGCAGACAGUGCCAAAGGGCCGCACUUUGUGCUCUCGCAGCUGGGCUCAGACAGCAAGGCCUGUACCAAAGGAAGGUGGGUGCCCCUGGAUCUCUUUUACAGUGAAAUUAGCCCAUGUGGAAACCUAUCUAACCUACUGUUUACUUCCUUUUGGUCUGCAGAGUUAACUUUCCUUUUCUUUUACAUCUCUGAUAUAGCUCUAUGGAAGUUGUGGUUAAGUUUCAGUUCUCAGUUUGAAUCUUGAACAUUUAAGACAAGUUACAUGUCAGAGAAAGUGAUUAAUUCAUAGAAAAACACUGAUAGACUUAUACCAUUGAAAUUGGCAGUGGCCAUUAACAAUUACAAUUGAAUGGACAUCUCAACAGAACUGUUCAUUUUAUACCUUGCCUGAUUUUUGAAGAAGUUGAUCUAAAUUAGCUCCAUACUUAUUCCCAUUGUUAAGAGGUGUAAAACCACUAUACAACAAGCAGAAAUCGUACCAAACCACUGGCUGAACGUUUUCCUCUGUGCUUGAAGAAGAGCGGGCAGAUCAGAGGCUAGGGAGGGGCAGGAUACCACAGCACAAACAAUGGUCAGCCAUGGUGAAUCACACUGAGCCUCUUUUGAAAAGCGUUGAGAAAGCAGAGCAGAUUAAAUAAACCGAUAAGUCUGGAUCCCCUAAGAGGUUCUGAUGGACUCUGCUUGGUAGUGGGCCUCCAAACUCUGCAUUGCUCGCUAGUGUCACUGGGAAACCAUGGCAACUAUUUGGGGAUCCCUCACUAGUCUCCUGCUGCUCUCUAGUUCCAAAUACCCCCUAUGCUCCACCAUACACACACACACACACACACACACACACACACACAGAUAUUUGCUGGUGGGGUCACAGCUUGGCUGGAACUUUGAUAGUAAGUGGACGGUCUCCAAGUCCUGUCAAGUUCUCUUCUACCGAGAGGACGUUUGGUGCCAGCAGUGGAGCUGCUCUUUCCUCCCCUUACAUAAAUGAACACAAGGAGGAGAGUAGGAGUGGGGGGUGAGGGUUGCUGCCAGUGCCACCCAACGCCAAGUUGUGCACCCUCAGUCCCCAAUGAUUACAAGGACACAGGCAGGGUUAGGGUUAGCAGGGGACAGUGCUGUGAAUGAGUGAAAGGAAACAGUCCCCUGCAUUAUAUAUAAGCAAGCGUAUUGUAGUCAAUGGUAGUGUUGCUUGUUUCAAUGUAGGUUGUUUAGGAGCUGUUGGGCUGACACUGUAGCUAACCAGUCUGUCUUGCAGUUCGGCAGAUGGCCCCCAGACAACCCAUCAGAAAGGGGGGACCCUAGCGAGCCAGUUCCCUCAGAAGAGUGAGGGCAAAGAGCUGAAGAUCCUGGUCCAGCCUGAGACCCAGCACAGAGCCCGCUACCUGACUGAGGGCAGCAGGGGGUCAGUGAAGGACCGCACUCAGCAGGGCUUCCCCACCAUAAAGGUAUGCCUUAAACCAACAACAAGAACAGGGGUGCUGGGCUGGGGCAUCUAGGGCUUUUUGUGGACAGUCAGUGCCCCAUACACUGUUCACUGUUUUGACUCUACUCCUUUGUAAGUAUGCCUUUAUCUGUCCUUCACCAAACACCACCAUCAACCUGCUCCAUACUCAUUGUUACAUAACACCUCUACAUUGGGUUAACAUGCGUAAGUCAGUGAUUCAGUGAUUGUCACAGGCUAUGUAGAAAUUGUAUAAGUGAUGCAACGUAUCAACCCCAGGGUAUUUUCUUUUUAUGAAAUAAGGUUUUAUAGCUAGCUGUUACAACACACCUUGUAAGGCAGCACUCAGUUGGUAGAGCAUGGCGCUUGCAACGCCAGGAUAGUGGGUUCAAUUCCCGGGACCACCGGUACGUAAAAUGUAUGCAUGCAUGACUGUAAGUCGCUUUGGUGCCUGCUAAAUAUUAUAUAACCUACAUAAAAACAACAGAUGUUCUUGUCCACCGAGAAAAGAGGUAACUAUCAUUAUUCUCUUGAAGUGAUUACAACGCCAAAUCGUGACUUUGUUUGCAUUUCUUUGUCAUAUCUCUGUAUCAACAAUGCUAUUCACAAUGUAUUGCAUACCUCAAAUGUUUUACUCAAAGUAAAUGGCAAAACAGGCAGUUGUGCAGUUGCAGUUCUAUUAUCAUAGAAUGCUAUAAGAUAUGGCAUUAUCAUCUUACUAAGCAGAAAGCUGGCACUAUCUAUCACGUAUUCACUUUUGUACAUUAUUUUAGCUGCACCCUUUUGGCUCUUGUGAAAACUAUCACUUGCACAAUACAUUCAACGCUCGAAAUUCUCUAGUAACUUACAUAAAUAGGUAGAGUUGACUUUGGAGCAGCUGCGCUAUUUUCUGAUCUGAGUGUUCUUUGUUUCCUUCUUGUCCACAGCUGGAGGGUGUGAAUGAGGCAGUGGUGCUCCAGGUGUUUGUGGGUAAUGAUGCUGGGCGUGUGAAGCCACAUGGGUUCUAUCAGGCCUGCAGGGUGACGGGGCGCAACACCACAGCCUGCAAGGAGGUGGACACCGAGGGCACCACUGUCAUUGAAGUGUCCCUGGACCCCAGCAACAACAUGACCCUUGCGUAUGUAUCUGCUUAUUGCCAUAGCUGUUGCAAUUCUGUAAAAUCACACAUAAUGGAGACUGCUCCUCUUAGUCAUCCUCCAUUGGGAGUGUGUUAGUGGCUGUUUCAGUGUGUUAGGGGCUGUCGGGGGCUGUUGCAGCAGCAGCCGCUGGGGCCUUGGUCAGCAGGCCGGCCUGCCAGUCUAACAGCUGUGCUGUGUGUGUCUCUCUGCAGGGUGGACUGCGUGGGGAUCCUGAAGCUGCGUAACGCUGAUGUGGAAGCUCGUAUCGGGGUGGCCGGCUCCAAAAAGAAGAGCACGCGUGCCAGGCUUGUGUUUCGGGUCAACAUCCCCAGGCCGGACGGCUCGGUGCUCACAUUACAGACACCGUCGUCCCCCAUCCUGUGCAGUGAGUGGCUUUAGGUUAUUCAUAGCAUCUGCUUACCGGAGUUCUCUCAGGAACGCUGUCGGAGCUCAGAGCUGACGCACGUCACCAGGGGAUUAGGGGGAGGGAGGAAAAAGUUCCUUCAGGGGGUUGGGUGGACAGGAGGAAAGUGAAAAGGAGCUUGGGUCAGGACAAGGAUGUCAAUAAUGAAGUCUCCAUUGGGAGCCGUUACUGUCAAAAUUGGACUGGAUAGCCUUAUGAGCCAUUUGUAAUAUAGGUUAGUUUAUUGUUUUCAUCUUGUUUUUAAGUUCUAAGCUGAAGACUUGAACACUCUGAAGAGAUGAUUCAGUCUAGAAGUUCCAUUUCUAAUGCGUUAUGUAUACUUAGCAGAUCGUUUUCUAAUUUAAGUAAAUGUUCAGAGACCAUGUAUAUAGACUCUCUUCAGCGUCAUGUGUUCCUCCUGUUGUGGGCAUAGGGUGUGGCUGUGAGUGGCAAAAAUAGGAAAGACUGCUCUGGGGUAUAAGAAAUUCUAUUUGUCGGUGGUUUUAGAAGCAGAACUUCUCCAAAGAAAUUAGGGAGAGAAAGAAAGGGGGAAGAAAGAGGUGUGGACUUCUAUUGUUUACAAUGUCAGAGUGCAAUCCGACCAAGGGAAAAUCUGGCCAGAAAAUAUAAAAUAUAAAUCUCCAAUGGCGUCUGUCUGUCUGUGUGUGUUGUGCUGUGGAGCGGGGUGGUGAGAGUGAGGAAGGCCUGUGAAAACUGGGGAGGGCGGAGGAGUAGGAGGAGUCUGAGCUUGUUGUUUAUAGAAACUUGGGGAUUUCUAUUUGCCUGUGAGAAAGGGGGACUGCAAAGAUAGUGUCAACUUUACCUAUAGUACAGUCAUUUUACUGUCUGGAUAAUGAUCAUAUACAAAAAAAUUGCACAUGCACAUACACACAUCUCAAGCACAUGCACAUACACACAUCUCAAGCACAUGCACAUACACACUAUUUUAUUAAUGCCAGCUCAGCUCACAUUUUUCCUGGCAAAGCAAUUAAAGCACAAUUACUAUUUCCCCAAGAUUACAUGUGUGCCUUCCAAGAAAUCACAAGGUACUCUUGAGCAAUUGGUUUAAGCUUUUCUGUUGGCAUCCCAUGGUUCCUCCUGAGAAGGCCAGCAGUUCUGUACCCGUGACAGAAUACUAGUUAAAGAAGCCUGACAGUCUGUUUGUGUCUUGUCUACAGCCCAGCCUGCAGGGGUGCCUGAGAUUCUGAAGAAGUCCCUCCACAGUUGCUCGGUGAGGGGAGGUGAGGAGGUCUUCAUUAUUGGGAAGAACUUCCUCAAGGACACCAAAGUCAUAUUUCAGGAAAAUGUAUCAGGUAGGCCUACACAACCAAGUAUUGUCUGAAAUCCAUGUCCUUACUUUAUAUGAAUAAUGUAAACUUGGGCCAUUUUAUAUUUAUUCCUUUACCUACCAUACUAAUGAAACCGAUAAUUUUUCCCCCUAAGAUGAGAAGUCUUGGAAGGCAGAGGCUGAAAUUGACAUGGAGCUGUUUCACCAGGUAAAUAAGAUUAUUCUCUGCUUAUUGUGGUCCUAGAAUGAUUAAUGCCAAUGAUUUAACGGGUUGAUUAGAUAACAGCAGCCAUUUGAGAUUUGUAGAUUUAGAUGUAAUCAUCUUAAAUUGCUACUCACUCAGUGAGGUGAAUGGCCUCAUUGUUUUGUGACCUAAUUACUGUGAGCCACAGUGGUAAGCGUGUCUCAACAGUCCUGCAUAAACCUUUGCCCUUGGGAGCCAGAGGGUCAGAGCUGUGUUAGCUAAGCCUCAAUCAGUUGUCUGAGCCCUGAGGUGUUAGACGUCUUUCACAUAUUAUUCACAAUUUGUAACCAGGCAAAUCAUGUAAAUUCACCACUACACCUUUUACUAGUCAGCAAAGUUAGAAAGGUGUUGUGUGUCUGAACUAGUUGACGUACGGAGUCCAUUGUUUCUCUCUCUCUCUUUCAACUCUACAUUGUGCUGACGUCGCUUGAUUAUUGAAUCAAAGUAAUUUUGCACUUGCACAUGUUUUAUAAGGGAUGUUGACACACGUUUGUCACAUGACUUGAUGUACAGUGGGGGAAAAAAGUAUUUAGUCAGCCACCAAUUGUGCAAGUUCUCCCACUUAAAAAGAUGAGAGAGGCCUGUAAUUUUCAUCAUAGGUACACGUCAACUAUGACAGACAAAUUGAGGGAAAAAAAUCCAGAAAAUCACAUUGUUGGAUUUUUAAUGAAUUAUUUGCAAAUUAUGGUGGAAAAUAAGUAUUUGGUCACCUACAAACAAGCAAGAUUUCUGGCUCUCACAGACCUGUAACUUCUUCUUUAAGAGGCUCCUCUGUCCUCCACUCGUUACCUGUAUUAAUGGCACCUGUUUGAACUUGUUAUCAGUAUAAAAGACACCUGUCCACAACCUCAAACAGUCACACUCCAAACUCCACUAUGGCCAAGACCAAAGAGCUGUCAAAGGACACCAGAAACAAAAUUGUAGACCUGCACCAGGCUGGGAAGACUGAAUCUGCAAUAGGUAAGCAGCUUGGUUUGAAGAAAUCAACUGUGGGAGCAAUUAUUAGGAAAUGGAAGACAUACAAGACCACUGAUAAUCUCCCUCGAUCUGGGGCUACGCGUAAGAUCUCACCCCGUGGGGUCAAAAUGAUCACAAGAACGGUGAGCAAAAAUCCCAGAACCACACAGGGGGACCUAGUGAAUGACCUGCAGAGAGCUGGGACCAAAGUAACAAAGCCUACCAUCAGUAACACACUACGCCGCCAGGGACUCAAAUCCUGCAGUGCCAGACGUGUCCCCCUGCUUAAGCCAGUACAUGUCCAGGCCCGUCUGAAGUUUGCUAGAGUGCAUUUGGAUGAUCCAGAAGAGGAUUGGGAGAAUGUCAUAUGGUCAGAUGAAACCAAAAUAGAACUUUUUGGUAAAAACUCAACUCGUCGUGUUUGGAGGACAAAGAAUGCUGAGUUGCAUCCAAAGAACACCAUACCUACUGUGAAGCAUGGGGGUGGAAACAUCAUGCUUUGGGGCUGUUUUUCUGCAAAGGGACCAGGACGACUGAUCCGUGUAAAGGAACGAAUGAAUGGGGCCAUGUAUCGUGAGAUUCUGAGUGAAAACCUCCUUCCAUCAGCAAGGGCAUUGAAGAUGAAACGUGGCUGGGUCUUUCAGCAUGACAAUGAUCCCAAACACACCGCCCGGGCAACGAAGGAGUGGCUUCGUAAGAAGCAUUUCAAGGUCCUGGAGUGGCCUAGCCAGUCUCCAGAUCUCAACCCCAUAGAAAAUCUUUGGAGGGAGUUGAAAGUCCGUGUUUCCCAGCGACAGCCCCAAAACAUCACUGCUCUAGAGGAGAUCUGCAUGGAGGAAUGGGCCAAAAUACCAGCAACAGUGUGUGAAAACCUUGUGAAGACUUACAGAAAACGUUUGACCUGUGUCAUUGCCAACAAAGGGUAUAUAACAAAGUAUUGAGAAACUUUUGUUAUUGACCAAAUACUUAUUUUCCACCAUAAUUUGCAAAUAAAUUCAUUAAAAAUCCUACAAUGUGAUUUUCUGGAAAAAAAAAUCCUCAUUUUGUCUGUCAUAGUUGACGUGUACCUAUGAUGAAAAUUACAGGCCUCUCUCAUCUUUUUAAGUGGGAGAACUUGCACAAUUGGUGGCUGACUAAAUACUUUUUUUCCCCACUGUAUGUCAUUUUAAGCUUGGGGCUACUGUACAUUUUUGUUAGCUAAGUGGAUUUGUCUGUGAUGCGUUUCCCCUCAGAAUCACUUGAUUGUGAAGGUUCCUCCAUACCAGAACCCAGCCAUCGCGUCAGCGGUGUGUGUGGGGAUUUACGUGGUGACCAAUGCUGGCCGAUCCCAUGACGUGCAGCCUUUUACCUACACUCCAGAACCAGGUCUGUGAUAAGUCAAUGAACAAACGUUCUUCCUCUUACUCCUCCUGCGCCACCUUAAAGCAGAAUUUCCUCAGAGCACGUCUUCAGCCACUCUAAAUUACAACCAUUACUCUACCACCACUACUGGAUUAGGUGGAUAUAUCCUCUAGCCUGCUCUAAAUGUACCAUUCCAGUCUUUGGUGCAGGAAGCCAUGCCCACUCGGGAACAGAGGGGGAUUUGUCUCCUCCUUUUCUCUCUCAUCACUUCCAGUCGUCAAAAACGUCCUUUGGGCACUGUGGCACGAACUGUCAAUGAGCAAGCAGGAAGUGUCAGAGAAAGGAACUAAAACAAUUAAACAAAACAUGGAAGUGUAGAUGAUCCAUCUAAAAAAAAAACCUUUUAUAGACAGUAUGUACUAAACAUUAUACCGGAUUAGGCAGCACCCUUUACAAAACAGUCAAGUCAUACAGAUUUAUUCCUCAUUGUUUUUCCCUCUAUACAGUAACAUUUAAUUUCAUAUUAUAUUUUUGUAAAUGAAAUCCUGACAUGCAGAGGAUGGAGAAUGAGACAGGGUAUGAAGAAUAAGGUCAUCUGAUUUGCAUGUCCAUAACUCAACCUGCUUAUUUGUGUAUGUCUCAGGGGACAUAUCUGUGAAGAAAGAAGUCCCAUCUCCAGGCAAGCCCUGCUCUUUUGAUGAACGGAUGAAAGGUAGAGUAUAUCUCUACCGUGCUGUACAUGCUGUAUCGUGUGUUCUUGUUUGUAAUGUAUAGGUGUGUGUGAGGGGUGUCAAGUGUACUCCUGUAUCUUGGCUUUCAGUAUGACAAAAUUGUAACAUUGUCAUUCACGCCCCUACAGUAAUUGAUGGUGCCUUGAUGCCCCCAAUGUUGCCUCUUGUGAAGAGAGAAGAGGUCACGCCAAUGGAGGUUUCCAGCAACCUCACUUCUGCUGGCGUGUUCAAGGUAAAAUAUCUACAAAUGCAUUCAUUAGCCUUGGCUGUGAUAAUGCCUCAUUAAAUAGUUGAACCAUAUCCAUAUGAACCAUAUUUUCCACCCAAAAUAUAUAAAAAGCUAGCAGGUAUCAUCUGUUUUUUGUAUUCUCAGCGGACCCCUGAUGUCAUGUGUUCGGCCCAGCAGACGCUGGACAUGAGUUCCAACCUUCCCAACAACAGCCCGUUCUCCAACUCCUUGCCGCGGCCUGCCAGUGACCCUGACGAAUCCCAAACAGCAGUCUUCAACAGUGCAGAGGCCCUGAGCACCAUACAGAAGCAGGACAUCGCUCCCACCAACUCCUUCCCCGUGCCUGCAGACUCUCUACUCCAACCUGGGCCUCAGCAGUUCCUCCUGGAGCCCAGAGAGGGGCUGGGGCAGGACAGGGCCGGCAACAACGCUGGGGCGGUAGGGAGGCUCGGUCAACUACUGGAGGCCCCUCAGCCUGCUCCCCAGCAACACCAGCUGCCCAUAUUCCCCCCAGACGAGGUGGCCCAACUGGAACAAGCAGUGAGACAACUGCAGGCCAAAGGGUACUGCAGCCAGCAGCAACAGCGACAACAGCAACAGAUUCAACAACAACAAAUUCAACAACAGCAGCAACAAAUUCAGCAACAACAGCAACAACAAAUUCAGCAACAGCAACUACAGCAACAACAACAGAUUCAACAACAACAAAUUCAGCAACAACAAAUUCAGCAACAGCAAAUUCAACAGCAACAAAUUCAACAGCAGCAGCAGCAACAACUUCAACACCAGCAACAGCAACAGCAAGUGUUGGAGAACCUGCAGCUGUUUCAGUCACAGAUGCCCAUGCAGUGUGGCAUAUUCCAGGGCGGUUCUCGAGGUGAGAACACUGAACAGCAGGGUUCCCAGCAGGGCAUGGUGCAGAACCAUGGUUCCCUAUUUCAGCAGGCCCAACAGCAGCAGCAACAACAGAAACAGCAGCAGCAAGCAGCGCUCUUUCAGCAAGCUAAUGAGCUCCUCUCCAUUCAGACCAACUUCCUCCAGCAGACCCCUCCUCAUCCCUCUCCACCCCUCUUCCAUAACCCCAGCCCCCUGGCUGAGGCACAGGACCCACAGGGGGCGCUGUUCCACACUCAGAAGGCCUCUCCCACCCAGGAGCAGGUCCAGGCAGCCCUCUUCCAGAACACCCUGACAGUGUUGAGUAGGACCAGCCUCUCCCCAGAGCAGCCCCCCUCUGCCGCCAACCUGUUCCUCCCCCAGAGUGCCCUGCCCGGGCAGCUCUCCGCUAACGGCAGCCAGCAGCAGCAGCAGCAGCUGGCAUUCCUCAGUGCCCUGCAGACCUCUGCCCCUGAGCCCCAGUCAGUGUUCCAGGCUCAGACCCAGCUUUCCCCAAUCCAGCAGGGGACCCCCAUGGAGCAGCAGCAGCCUUCCCAGCCUCAGCCUCAGCCACCUCAGCAGAACUCCAUGUUUCAGAACAUCUCCCCUCAUCCACCUGCGAACACUCUCUCUCAGACCCAGCAGCAGCAGGCCGGCCUACUGUUCUGCAGCAACCCCCUCUCCACUCCGGAGCAGCCCCCCAGUCUGCUGUUCAGCGGCCAGGGCCAGAUGCCCCCCAUGAGCAGCAGCAGCCUGAACUCUCAGGAGCCCCAGAACCCCUCCAUGCUGUUCUCUCAGGCCAGCAUGGUGACGGUUAGCCAGCAGGAGCCCUCUGAGCCCAUGGCCUUCCAGGACCAGAGCCAGGUGGUGGGGAACCCCUCUGAGCCUCUCCAGCAGGGCCUGUUCCAAGAGCAGCAGCCCAUGCAGCUGAUCACCAGCUCCAACAAUGGCCCAGAGCAGCCCGUCUCCCUCUUCAUGCCCCAAUCUAACAUGGCUGCCCUGCAGGGUGGCAUGGCUGCCCAGGAGCUCCCGCAGACGGGCAUCUUCAGCACCCAGAAUGGGGUGGCAGGCCUGCAGACCACCACCUCCUCCCCCGUGCAGCAGCCAGGGUCUCUGUUCCAGACAGCAGUCAGUGGGACCCUCAACCAGCCCAGCCAGGCCCAGCAGCCAGGCCUCUUCCUCUUUGGGAUUCAGAACGGUAAGGAUUCAUGAUUAUGAUUUCUGUCCUUUUUAUCAAAUGUCAGCUUUUUUAGUAUACUCCAGAAAACAGUAUGAUGCUAACAUUUAACAUUUCAUGUGGCAUGUAGUCAGUGAAUACCCCUUUCUUCCCCAUACAGAGUGUGGCCAGCUGAUAAACUCUCCUGGAACCACUCUUUCUGAUCAGAUCAUUGCCAUCAGUCAGUCUGGUCAGAACCAGAGAGAGAGCGAGGCCCAGAUCCAGUCGCUGCUCAACCAGUCCAUGUCUGAGUCAGGGAGCAUGCAGAACAGCAUGACCGCCUCCCAGAACAUGGAGAAGAUAGAUGACCUGCUUGUCAGCUUGCAGGAGCAGGGCAACAACCUCACUCGCUCCUACUAG
Messenger RNA from Coregonus sp. 'balchen', 10770 nucleotides. NCBI's taxonomy places the organism in Eukaryota, Metazoa, Chordata, Actinopteri, Salmoniformes, Salmonidae. The record is from the annotation of a GenBank genome assembly.